Trichomonas vaginalis G3 is the source of this 774-nucleotide messenger RNA. RefSeq lists its product as uncharacterized. Lineage: Eukaryota; Parabasalia; Trichomonadida; Trichomonadidae. The coding region runs from base 1 to 774 and encodes 257 amino acids. The record is from RefSeq and is a predicted model, not a curated record. The transcript has a single exon.
AUGUUUUUGUUUGUUGCCCUCUCAGAGGCCCGAAGUCGUCAUCAUUCAUAUCCAAAACCUCGUCCAUACCAACCAUACAAACCACACAAUAAGCUACGCUGCCAAAUAAAACCAACAGGCAACGCCUAUUGGUCUCCAGACCUUAUAAAAAGAAAUUAUUCGGAUUACACUUAUAAACCAUUGCAAGUUCAUAUCAUGAAACCUGCGAUUUAUUUAUAUCCAACAAAGGAGAUGGAUCUUACAGUUGGUGUCAGCAUGGAAAGGGAGAACUUUACAACAGUUGUUCCAGAGUUUACAGCGGGCACAUACUGGAAUGUAACAGCUAAACCAAACGGCGAUCUCAUCCACAACAACAAAGUUAUUCCAUACUUAUAUUGGGAAGGUGAUAUCUCUAUGAGAAUGAAAUUUGAUAAGGGCUUCUUUGUCAAGAAAGGCGAAGGCCGUGAAUUUCUUGAGAAGAUACUCACUCAAUUCAAGCUCAACGAUCGCGAGAAGUUUGACUUUAUCACAUACUGGCUCCCAACAUUUAACAAACUUGGCAACGUAUUCUGCUCAUUCCAGCUCGCAAACUAUUGCCACCAUGUUCCUCUCACUUGCAGCGCAAAGCCAGAUUCAGUCAUCCGCGUUUACAUUGCAAUUCGCAAGGCACGUAAAUCUGACUUGAAUAAACCAGUCCAGGCAAUACCAAAUAUUAAGCGUACCGGCUUCACAAUUGUUGAAUGGGGUGGUUCAAUUAUCCGUUCAAGACAUCAAAGAUUAUCUCGUGCCCAAUAA